UCCCCCUCCCUUCUGCUCUAAAGAGAGAAAGAAAUAUAGAGGGGGGGCUUAUCUCACCUGGGCCUUGACGCACGAGUAUGUUUGCCUGGUGCAGUGGUAUAUUGAGGGCAGCAUGAACUGCACGAAAGCACAGAGGUGGAAGGGAAGAUGGGGAGCCUGUUCUCAGGCUUCCUAGUAGUUUGUGUUCCUGAGACAUUGACAGGGAGAGCUGGUAGGAGCUGAGAUGUGCUUCAGGCUGGUGCCUGAGAGUGUUGGCCUAAGAAGCUUGGAUCUUGAGAGCAGUGGGUUCUAAGUGGUGCUCUUGAAAUAGGGAAGAUGGCCUAUCCGGGGCCAUGGCUGCAGAGGCUGGGUUCCAUGACCAGUUUGGAGAUUAGGCUGGGUGACUAGGGGUUGGGGGGGCAUUUCCAGAGCAGAAGCCAGCUUGUGGAGGAAAGUGAAUUCCCUGUCAACAAGAUGAGACUUUGGUGAUGCCUAAGGGAUGGCUACAUGUUGAAAAGCUUGAGCAAGGCCUAGAUUGGCCAGGUUAGCUGCAUGGCGGGAGGGCGUUUGAAGUCCUGGGAGAUCAGGAGAGGCUGGGGCUUGGGACACGCACAGCCUGGGCUGCUGGAAGGGGGGGUGGAGCUGGAGAGCCAGGAACAAGGGAUCAGUGACUACAGGGAAGGGGAGGAGACAGUGAGCAGUGAUGGGUGCUGCUGAGAAGUCACAUACCUUGAGGCCAGAGAAGACAGUUGGGGUUGGGCCUUGGGGUGACUCUGGGGAGAGGGAUUUGGGUGGUGUGCCCAGAUGGAAGCCAGACUGGAAGACUGAGGAGCAGAUGGAAGGGAGGGCCCAGGAUGUGGAAGGGAGGAGGCAGUGGGCUCCAGGUGGCCAGAGUUGAGGGAAGUGGUGUGCCCAGUGUGAGUGGGACUGUGGGUCUGGGGUAGGGCUGAGUCUCGGGAGGAAGUGCAGCGGACGCCAUUCUGUGGCGCACAUGUCCACCCAGGUGGGUGAGGCAGGUGGCCCCACUUACCUCAGCUGCUUCCUUGUUAGCUGCAGAGCUGCCGUCAGUCAUGCUACUGAAUGGGGACUGUCCAGAGGGCCUAAAGAAGGAAGAAAGGGCUGCCGAGCUGUCCCGGGAAAAUGGUCUGGAUGAGGCCGAGCCGGGAGAGGAGACGACUGGACAGGAAGUCAUUGUCAUUCAGGACACAGGCUUUUCUGUGAAGAUCCUGGCACCUGGGAUUGAGCCCUUUUCCUUACAGGUGUCCCCGCAGGAGAUGGUACAGGAGAUCCACCAGGUACUGAUGGACCGCGAAGACACAUGUCACCGCACGUGCUUCUCGCUGCACCUGGAUGGCAACAUGUUGGACCAUUUCUCAGAGCUGCGCAGUGUCGAGGGGUUGCAGGAGGGCUCGGUGCUACGUGUGGUGGAAGAACCGUACACAGUCCGUGAGGCCCGCAUCCACGUGCGCCAUGUCCGGGACCUGCUCAAGAGCCUUGACCCAUCCGAUGCCUUCAACGGGGUUGACUGCAACUCCUUGUCCUUCCUGAGCGUCUUUACUGAUGGCGACCUGGGAGACAGCGGGAAGCGGAAGAAAGGCUUGGAGAUGGACCCCAUUGACUGCACGCCACCUGAGUACAUCCUUCCAGGGAGUCGGGAGCGGCCACUGUGUCCCCUGCAGCCCCAGAACCGUGACUGGAAGCCCCUGCAGUGCCUGAAAGUGCUCACCAUGAGUGGCUGGAAUCCGCCCCCUGGGAACCGCAAGAUGCAUGGGGACCUCAUGUACCUGUUUGUGAUCACAGCCGAGGACCGGCAAGUCAGCAUCACGGCAUCCACGCGGGGCUUUUACCUGAACCAGUCCACAGCAUAUCACUUCAACCCCAAGCCUGCCAGUCCGCGCUUCCUCAGCCAUUCCCUGGUGGAGCUGCUCAACCAGAUCAGCCCCACCUUCAAAAAAAACUUUGCUGUGCUGCAGAAGAAAAGGGUCCAGCGCCACCCCUUCGAGAGAAUUGCCACCCCGUUCCAGGUGUACAGCUGGACAGCCCCCCAGGCAGAGCAUGCCAUGGACUGUGUGCGUGCGGAGGACGCCUACACCUCCAGGCUGGGCUAUGAGGAACACAUUCCUGGACAGACCCGGGACUGGAACGAGGAGCUGCAGACGACAAGGGAACUGCCCCGCAAGAACCUGCCUGAGCGGCUGCUUCGAGAAAGAGCUAUAUUCAAGGUGCACAGUGACUUCACAGCUGCGGCCACGCGGGGUGCCAUGGCGGUCAUCGAUGGCAACGUGAUGGCCAUCAACCCCAGUGAGGAGACCAAGAUGCAGAUGUUCAUCUGGAACAACAUCUUCUUUAGCUUGGGCUUUGAUGUUCGCGAUCACUACAAGGACUUCGGUGGGGACGUGGCGGCCUACGUGGCACCCACCAAUGACCUGAACGGUGUGCGCACGUACAACGCCGUUGACGUGGAGGGGCUGUACACGCUGGGCACGGUGGUGGUGGAUUACCGGGGCUACCGCGUCACAGCGCAGUCCAUCAUCCCGGGCAUCCUGGAGCGGGACCAGGAACAGAGUGUCAUUUACGGCUCCAUUGACUUCGGCAAGACGGUGAUGUCGCACCCUCGCUACCUGGAGCUUCUGGAACGUACCAGCCGGCCUCUCAAGAUCCUGAGGCACCGGGUGCUCAACGACCGCGACGAGGAGGUGGAGCUCUGCUCCUCCGUGGAGUGCAAGGGCAUCAUUGGCAACGACGGGCGCCACUACAUCCUCGACCUGCUGCGCACCUUCCCGCCCGACCUCAAUUUCCUGCCCGUGCCCGGCGAGGGGCUGCCCGAGGAGUGCAGCCGCGCUGGCUUCCCCCGCGCCCACCGGCACAAGCUCUGCUGCCUGCGCCAGGAGCUGGUGGAUGCCUUCGUGGAGCACAGGUACCUCCUCUUCAUGAAGCUCGCUGCCCUGCAGCUCAUGCAGCAGAAGGCCAGCAGGAUGGAGAACCCCACCUCGCUGGAAAACGGUGACUCCCCGUCCUCGGAAUCUAAGCCUGAAGAUCCUCCGGGACCCGAGGCAGGAAGUGAGGAGGAAGGUGGCAGUGCCCGCGGCCUGGCCAAGGUGAAGGAGCUGGCGGAGACCAUCGCCUCAGACGACGGGACAGCAGACCCUCGGAGCCGGGAGGUGAUCCGCAACGCGUGCAAGGCAGUUGGCUCCAUCAGCAGCACGGCCUUUGACGUUCGCUUCAACCCUGACAUCUUCUCACCAGGGGUUCGCUUCCCAGAGUCCUGCCAGGAGGAAGUUCGGGACCAGAAGCAGCUGCUGAAAGACGCCGCUGCCUUCCUGCUCUCCUGCCAGAUCCCUGGCUUGGUGAAGGACUGCAUCGACCAUGCGGUGCUGCCCAUGGACGGCGCCACGCUGGCUGAGGUGAUGCGUCAGCGGGGCAUCAACAUGCGCUACCUGGGCAAGGUGCUGGACCUGGUCCUCCGGAGCCCGGCCCGAGAGCAGCUGGACCACAUCUAUAAAAUUGGCAUCGGAGAGCUCAUCACCCGCUCUGCCAAGCACAUCUUCAAGACAUACUUACAGGGAGUGGAGCUCUCGGGCCUCUCAGCUGCCAUUAGCCACUUUCUGAACUGCUUCCUGAGCUCCUACCCCAACCCCGUGGCCCACCUGCCCGCCGAUGAGCUAAUCUCCAAGAAGAGGAACAGGAGGAGGAGAAACCGGCCCCUAGGGGCGGCAGAUAACACAGCCUGGGCUGUCAUGACCCCCCAGGAGCUCUGGAAGAACAUCUGCCAGGAGGCCAAGAACUACUUCGACUUCAGCCUUGAGUGCGAGACCGUGGACCAGGCUGUGGAGACGUAUGGCCUGCAGAAGAUCACGCUGCUGCGGGAAAUCUCCCUGAAAACCGGUAUCCAGAUCCUGCUGAAGGAGUACAGCUUCGACAGCCGCCACAAACCCGCAUUCACUGAGGAGGAUGUGCUCAAUAUCUUCCCCGUGGUCAAGCACGUCAACCCAAAGGCAUCGGACGCCUUCCACUUCUUCCAGAGUGGGCAGGCCAAAGUACAGCAGGGCUUCCUGAAGGAGGGCUGUGAGCUCAUCAAUGAGGCCCUGAACCUGUUUAACAACGUGUACGGAGCCAUGCACGUGGAGAUCUGCGCCUGCUUGCGCCUCCUUGCUCGUCUCCACUACAUUAUGGGCGACUACGCCGAGGCCCUGAGUAACCAACAGAAGGCAGUGCUGAUGAGCGAGCGAGUGAUGGGCAUCGAACACCCCAACACCAUCCAGGAAUAUAUGCACCUGGCCCUGUACUGCUUCGCCAGCAGCCAGCUGUCCACGGCCCUGAGCCUGCUGUACCGCGCCCGCUACCUCACCCUGCUCGUGUUCGGGGAGGACCACCCCGAGACGGCACUGCUGGAUAACAACAUCGGGCUGGUGCUGCACGGAGUGAUGGAGUAUGACCUAUCACUGCGCUUCCUGGAGAACGCGCUGGCUGUCAGCACCAAGUACCACGGGCCCAAAUCCCUCAAGGUGGCCCUCAGCCACCACCUUGUGGCCCGGGUCUAUGAGAGCAAAGCCGAGUUCCGGUCAGCCCUGCAGCACGAGAAGGAGGGCUACACUAUCUAUAAGACCCAGGUGGGCCGCGGCAGGGGCUGG
Messenger RNA from Leptonychotes weddellii (Weddell seal), 4610 nucleotides. The record is from RefSeq and is a predicted model, not a curated record. NCBI's taxonomy places the organism in Eukaryota, Metazoa, Chordata, Mammalia, Carnivora, Phocidae.